AUGUCCUUCUCUGAGCCAUGCUGCCGAUGCUCCUUUGGGGAAUCGCUCACUUUGCUCCAUUGUGAAAGAGCGCCGAGCCUGGCUCUUGAGUCGUGAGGAGCGCGAUUCUGAGUUCAGUUGAGUGUACGAACUCUAGAGGAAAGAGGUUGCAUGUGAGAUCCAUGUCUCCGACUUUCCCGAUUUUAGCACGUCACCCAGUACUAGACCACCUGCUAGAGCUGAUGUUUCAUCCGACCCCCUGGCAGGUUGCGACCUGGCUGCUGUGGGAAGAUGAGGAGGCUAGACAGUGCCUCCCUUCACUGCUCUGCUUGAAGGCCCAAUACAGGUCGCGCAUUGCCUCCACAAACAGUCCUGAUACGCUCGAGAAAAAGGGCCCCUCUCCCGUUAGAAUACUGACCCUUGGGUCGAUUUCUCAUGAUCGAAAUGUCCUCUUUUCUGUUGUAAAAGCUUACGAGCCGAUUCAUCAUGGUGGCCCUUGCUGCGGGCCUAGAAGUGCCGGAAUGAAGCCUCCUUGCAUACGCGUCUUCACUAGAAUCCCAAGCAUGGCGCCCGAACCGGGUAAGGUGGCAAGAGGUCAGGCCAUACAUGCACACGCACGCACACCGGAGUCUGGGUGCGCACAACAACAGGCCGUCAAAAGAUGGUUCAGUCGACGAAGAAUAUCUUCAGAGUGUCCGACAUGAGUCUGGCACAACCCUGCCUGCCCGUAGAAGUUGUCUGGCAAUGCGCGACAAGGUUAAGAGACUUGAUCGGCUCGUUCGCCUGGCGACGGCUUGUUUGCGACCAUGCCAACAUGGAAACUUGUCCGUCGAGCGUGGAC
This is a messenger RNA of Verticillium alfalfae VaMs.102, 820 nucleotides long. RefSeq lists its product as hypothetical. The record is from RefSeq and is a predicted model, not a curated record. The transcript is spliced from 2 exons. Lineage: Eukaryota; Fungi; Ascomycota; Sordariomycetes; Glomerellales; Plectosphaerellaceae. The coding region runs from base 1 to 96 and encodes 31 amino acids.